ACUUUACACUUUGGUCAAAUGCGUCACCCACGUUUUGCCAUAUCAUGGUUAUUACUAUGCUUUAGGGAUCGAUCUAGGCAUGCUCAAUUAGAAAUAAAAAUCUUUGUACUUGAUACUGUGUGUGGCGUGAACAAGCAUAAUAUUAAAUACAUUUAAGAUCAGUGGAGCAAAUACUCAUUUUUACAUAUUUUAUCAUCGCUAUCUGGUGGCGAUGUUAAAGCAGUUAUUAGGUUAUCUGUGAUAGAUACACGCUUCAUUUUGUUGUCCUAAAGAAAAAACAUGGAAUAAAAAGAUUCAGUGAAAAGGAUUUAUAUAAAGAAUAUCAGCCCGAUUAUAUUCCGAACUACUUUUUUCGUUUUAAUUCUAACAACAUCUCGUUUAUAAUACAAUUUUAAUAACAUCGCUAUAUAAUACUCCAGCGUAUUUUUCUACAUCCAUUUCAUAGCUAUACAUAUUGCAUACAUGUAUGCAGAUAGUGCAUCAUUUUCUCUGGAUUAACUUUUUAUAAUGAAAGUCGAAUACUGUAAAUGUUCAAUGGCUGUUAGCACUCAGGGAAUGAGUUCAAGUAAAAGAAAAAAUAUCAUUCGAACAAUAGUGGAUGUUUUAAUUUGGCUUGCAGCGUCUUUUGUGGCGUUCUACCUCUUUACAUUUGGCAAGCCUUACAAGAAUGGUUUCUUUUGUGACGACAAGUCUAUAAGUUACCCAUCAUUACAAGAGUCUAUCUCGACACCUGUCUUAGUAGCAAUCGGAUUUACAGUUUCUAUUUUGGUAGUUGUGUUUGUUGAAAUUUUAAACCGGUUGGAAAAAACUUCCAAACCGCAAUGUCAAUUAAGACAAGUCUUCGAACGCUGUGUGAAGAACUACCUAGUUUUCUUAAUUGGUUUCCUGAUACAAGAACUAUUUGUAGACGGAAUAAAAAACAAGAUGGGUAUAUUAAGACCUAACUUCUUUGAUGUUUGCAAACCACAAUACAACACAUCUUUAUGUCCAGGGUAUAUAUCAGAGUACAGGUGUACCGGAAAUGACGAAAAGCAAAUAAGGAGCAGCCGACAAUCGUUUCCUUCAGGACACUCGUCCUUUUCUAUGUAUAUUGCUGUUUAUUUUUGUAUAUACAUUGAAAAACGUUUACAAAUACGUUUUUCAAAAUUGUUGAAAUUAUUUCUCCAAACUGGCCUAAUAUUUGCUGCGAUUUUGUGUGGACUCGGGCGAAUAAUAGAUAACAAACAUCAUCCAUCUGACGUAUUAGCUGGUUUUAUACUAGGUUCCAUCGUGGCUAUUGUUGUUGUAAGUAAUGUUCUUAAUCUCAGUUUUAAUAGUAAAGCAUUGGAUCAGCACUACAUACUUUGGUCAAAUUGUGUGCAAACUGCAGAGAAAACUGCAAAUGAAAAACGGGAUUAUCUGCAAUCUGAAAGUGAAACAUCUGACUAUUGUGUUUCCUGUGAAAGGCCAUUAGACAAUGAUUUAGAAAAACCGUCGCCAAUUUUAGAAACAGACUUUUACCAGGGUAGAGAUAUCGAAAGAAAUGUGUCAUCAAAACAACUUAUAGAAAUUCAAAACAAUAAUCACCAAACUGUAUCAUUAUCGUAA
Molecule: messenger RNA, 1587 nt
Organism: Ruditapes philippinarum (Manila clam)
Lineage: Eukaryota; Metazoa; Mollusca; Bivalvia; Venerida; Veneridae
Product: phospholipid phosphatase 3-like
Exons: 6
Coding region: 508-1587 (359 amino acids)
Biological process (GO): phospholipid dephosphorylation; phospholipid metabolic process; signal transduction
Molecular function (GO): phosphatidate phosphatase activity
Source: RefSeq, a predicted model, not a curated record